This is a messenger RNA of Xiphophorus hellerii (green swordtail), 1137 nucleotides long. Its product is annotated as C-type lectin domain family 10 member A-like. The transcript is spliced from 9 exons. Bases 396 to 1013 code for a protein of 205 amino acids. NCBI's taxonomy places the organism in Eukaryota, Metazoa, Chordata, Actinopteri, Cyprinodontiformes, Poeciliidae. The record is from RefSeq and is a predicted model, not a curated record.
ACCACAAAGUGCUGAGCAGACGGUUCCUGCUGGGAGGAGGAGGAGCUGCAGGAGGUUCUGGACUCGGCCGGUCAGAUUCCUCCAGAGACGGACCGAAGAGACGCUGCGUCUCGCUCAUCUCCAGGUGUUCAACAGCUCCAAAAACUGAAGACAGAAGAGCGUCUCCGCCAUGUUCAACAGCUUCAGGGACAAGGACAUGGACACCUGCACCCUCUGGGUCAAAGAGAGUCCUCCUGGCUCUGUCUCCGGUCUCUUCAGGUUCAGGCGCUGGCUGUUUCCCGCUCUGAUGGUUGCCGUGGUGUUCGUCCUGAUCCUGGUUCUGGGAGUCACCAACACGAAGACAUCCAGCCGGCUGUGGACUGCAGAGGAGGACAUGUCCAUCCUGGCCUGACAGGAUGGAGUCCCUGAACGCAUCGCUGCAGCAGAGUCACGAGUCCAUUAAAGACCUUCAACACCUGCAGUGGUCCAUUCAGGACAACAAGGACCGGCUGGCCUCAGUGUCUGCAGCCCUGCAGCAGCUGGCGGUUCUGGACUCUCUGAGCCGGGCCGUGGACGGGCUGAAAUGUUCCCUGGAGCGGAUCGUCAGCAACAGCUCAGCGACCGGACCGUGCUGUCCCCUGGACUGGACCCGGCUCGGGUCGGACUGCUACUUCUUCAGCCAGCAGCACCUGAACUGGAACCAGUCCAAGAGCUGGUGUGAGAGGAAGAGCGCUCACCUGCUGAUCCUGCACAGCGACCAGGAGUGGGACUUUGUGACCAAGAAGUCGGUUCCUGACUUGUACUGGGUCGGCUUGACUGAUGGGAGAACUGGGAGGUGGGAAUGGGUGAACCAGACCCCUUACACCAUAGAGCGCAGGCGGUGGGUUCCUGGCCAGCCCGAUGCCUGGACCGGUCACGGUAUGGGUCCUGAAGAUGAAGACUGUGCUCAUCUCCAUAGCAACGGGCGCCUUAACGACAUCCACUGCAGCACCACCAUGCGCUUCAUCUGCCAGAGACGCAGCACCAACACCUGAAGACACCUGGACACAGGCUCCGCCCACAACCCAGAGCGGACCGGAGCAGUUAGAGACUCAGAUACCUGAUGAUGAUGAUGAUGAUGAUGAUGAUGUGGCAUUAAAGGAACAUCUGGAAACUUCA